AUGUCAAAGAAAAAAGCUUCAAAAAUACCUCGUAAAAAAGAAAACAUCCGCGACAGAAAAACUCCACAGAAGACGAGUUCAGCUAAAGUUGUUUCAAGCGAAGAAGUUACUGUUGUCAGUGAAUUUGUCCGUGAUUUUGUUCGACGUCAUGUGAUAACAAGUCGACGUUAUCAGUCGGAUUUAUUUUGGCGUCCAGGAUCUAACAAUAGUUAUAAUAUUAAUCUUUUGCCUCAACCUACAGAAAUUGUUAAACGUAGAAAAUGGGAUAAAUUUGCAAACGAUGAUUGUCAUUGGAGUACAGUGAAGCGUCCAGUUGUCAAAGGGGAGGUGAAGAAGAAGAGGAAAUCUCUACUGAAGUCUAUUAUGAAGGCACCGUCGAGUGUAUCCUCUGAUUUACCUUUAAAAUUGCAUGAGUUAUGGAAAGGGUAUUUUGGAAGUGUUAUCAACGCGUCACAACUAACUACUGGGAUGAAUAAUAAUUCACAUGCAAGUGUUGUUAAUAAUUUGGAGACAAUUCUGCGUCUUAAUCUUAUCGGAGCAAAGCUUAGAGUUUUACGCUCGAAAUCAUGUCGGGCUGGUGUAGAAGGCAUUGUUGUCAUGGAGACAAAGAAUACAUUUUCACUGGCUUCUUUAACAUCAUCAAAAGAAUUAUCAUCGUCUUCUUCUUCUGCUGCUGCCGCUACUGUACCUCUGAUUAUUGUUCCAAAGAUUGGUUCAUUAUUUCAUCUUAUAGUGUCUAAGGCCGGCGACUGUCGAAAUGCUGAAAUUCUACUUAACGGAGAUUGUCUAGCGCAUCGUACAGUUGAUCGAGCUGUCAGAAAAUGGAGAUAUACGCCAACAACAGCUUAUGAAUAUCAUCAAAAUGCACUGACAACAGAAGUACUCUUUUCAGAUGUACUUAUUGAUGGCAAAAUAAAUAGUUAA
Messenger RNA from Trichobilharzia regenti, 924 nucleotides. NCBI's taxonomy places the organism in Eukaryota, Metazoa, Platyhelminthes, Trematoda, Strigeidida, Schistosomatidae. The record is from the annotation of a GenBank genome assembly.